UGUGAACUGGGCGUGUUGCGAGUGGUCUCCCAGAGCGGCGGGACCCGGGGCAGGGACUAUUGCAUCCUCUACAACCCACAGUGGGCCCACCUGCCGCACGACCUCAGCAAGGUGUCUCUCCUGAAGCUUCGAGACUUAAGCUCGACACAGCUCUGUUCCUACCGUGACCUUCCUGUGGACCUGACCAACCAAGUCGCGCUGGUGGCCCGGGGCAACUGUACCUUCUACGAGAAAGUGCGGCUGGCCCAGGGCAGCGGGGCGCGCGCGCUGCUGGUUGUCAGCAAGGAGAAGCUGGUCCCUCCGGGAGGCAACAAGACGCAGUACGAGGAGAUCAGCAUCCCCGUGGCCCUGCUUAGUCACAGGGACCUGCAGGACAUCUUCCAGCGCUUCGGCCAUGCGGUGAUGGUGGCACUGUACGCGCCCAGCGAGCCAGUGAUGGACUACAACAUGGUCAUCAUCUUUGUCAUGGCCGUGGGCACCGUCGCCCUCGGCGGCUACUGGGCCGGCAGCCGGGACGUGAAGAAAAGGUACAUGAAGCAUAAACGGGACGACGGGCCCGAGAAGCAGGAGGACGAGGCGGUGGACGUGACGCCCGUCAUGAUCUGCGUGUUCGUCGUCAUGUGCUGCUUCAUGCUGGUGCUGCUGUAUUACUUCUACGACCACCUGGUCUACGUGAUCAUCGGCAUCUUCUGCCUGGCCUCCUCCACCGGGCUCUACAGCUGCCUGGCGCCCUGCGUGCGCAAGCUGCCCUUCUGCACGUGCCGGGUCCCCGACAACAACCUGCCGUACUUCCACAAGCGCCCGCAGGCCCGCACGCUGCUGCUGGCGCUCUUCUGCGUCACUGUCACCGUCGUGUGGGGCGUCUUCCGGAACGAGGACCAGUGGGCCUGGGUCCUGCAGGACAUCCUGGGCAUCGCCUUCUGCCUGUACAUGCUGAAGACCAUCCGCCUGCCCACUUUCAAGGCUUGCACACUGCUGCUCUUGGUGCUGUUCAUCUACGACGUCUUCUUCGUGUUCAUCACCCCGUUCCUGACCAAGAGUGGGAACAGCAUCAUGGUGGAGGUGGCCACCGGGCCCUCAAACUCAUCCACCCACGAGAAGCUGCCCAUGGUGCUGAAGGUGCCCAGGCUGAACACCUCGCCUCUGUCCCUGUGUGACCGGCCCUUCUCACUCCUGGGCUUUGGAGACAUCUUGGUGCCAGGGCUGCUGGUGGCUUACUGCCACAGGUUCGACAUCCAGGUGCAGUCGUCCAGGAUCUACUUCGUGGCCUGCACCAUUGCCUACGGCCUGGGUCUGCUGGUGACGUUCGUGGCUCUGGUCCUCAUGCAGCGUGGCCAGCCCGCGCUGCUCUACCUGGUGCCCUGCACGCUGCUGACCAGCUGCACCGUGGCCCUCUGGCGCCGGGAACUGGGUGCCUUCUGGAACGGCAGCGGCUUUGCGAAGGACAUACCUCAGUCUUCAUGGGCUCCAACCGAGGGGCCUGCACCUGUGAGGGACUCAGAUGCUCCCCUCCCCCCGCAGCCACCAAGUGAAGAGCUGGCCAAGAAACCCCUGCCCACCGAGGAGGCAGCCAUGCCCACUGAGGAGGCAGCCAUACCUGAGGAGGCAGCCAUGCCCACUGAGGAGGCAGGAGCCGCAAACCCUGCCAGGGAUGGCGACAGCCCCACAAAUAGGGAGCAGGUCCAGCCCAGCAGCCCUGUGGUGCAGCCAGGGACUUUGGCCUAGGAAGAGGAGGCACAAGAUCUGGACCCUCAGCCUUCCAUGCCACACAGAUGCCGGCCACCUGGGACCUGCAGGGGACAGGGACAGCUGUCCCCCCACCCCCGGGCAGCAGAUCUGUGUCGUGGCCUCCUUAACAUGGUGCUCAGCCCCCGAGGCCUCGCGCUUCUCCCCCGCGGCGCCCAGCUCGGCUUUGCACCAGGCCGUGAGCUCCCCCGCCUCCCGCUCCGCUCCAUGCCAGGCUGCUGCCUCUGGUGCUUCGCCGCUGCCGCCGCCCCGCAGUCCCAGCCGGCCGCGCCGUCUUCCACAGGACAGGGCUCUGGGGCCCGAGCAGCAUCCCUGUGUGCAGGUUCAUGUUGGGAGCGGCCACGAGACCUGGCUGUGGGCACCCUGCCCAGGUCGACGGGAGUCCUUACCCCAUCAGGAGGGCCAUGCCGCGAUGGAGCGGAGGAUGCUGCCCACUGCUCCAGGCCAGUAAAUGGCUCUGGCUCUAGGUUCCGCGGUCCGCGGCAUGGCGGGAACCCACAGGCUUGAAGGGGUCCUGUCCCCAGCCGCUAGCCCUCAGCUCAGACCUGCAAGUCUUCCACACCACAGCCACUGCCCUCUGCUCCAGCGGUGGCGUCUGGACCUGGCGUCUGUCCUCUACCUCACCAGCCGGGCUCUGGACUCCACGACAGAUCUGCCUGCAGGGAACCCCCCCACAUGCUGCAUGUCACUGAGGUCCCCACUCGUGAGGGAGCCUGGGGCCUGUGUCCACUCACACAUGCAUGGAAAAGGGUGACAGGCAGUGGCAGCUGGGCAGUCCUGCUAGGGCUUGGGGAGGAGGACGGCCCCUGGGCACCCCUGUCCUGCCCGAGUGGACAGACGGGCACUGGGCCCAGCCACCUGCUUGUACCACUUGGACUGCGCCUUAACUUAAGCCAUUUUGUACCGGGAUCUCUGAGCUGGUCGCAGGGGCUCUGGGCAGUGCCGCCCGAGGGCCUGCUCUAGGUUGUCAGGGGAUUAAAGAGCUUUUCAUACUCA
This is a messenger RNA of Peromyscus maniculatus bairdii (prairie deer mouse), 2742 nucleotides long. The record is from RefSeq and is a predicted model, not a curated record. NCBI's taxonomy places the organism in Eukaryota, Metazoa, Chordata, Mammalia, Rodentia, Cricetidae.